Lymnaea stagnalis (great pond snail) is the source of this 5349-nucleotide messenger RNA. The record is from the annotation of a GenBank genome assembly. Lineage: Eukaryota; Metazoa; Mollusca; Gastropoda; Lymnaeidae.
AUUUGUUUCCAUUUCUCUAUGACGUCAGUGACAUUUCGAGACCCCUAUGAAUGGCACCGCACAGGUUGUAGUGGACUCUACGGCACGCCAUCUUACAACGACGCAUCUUAGAACGACGCCAUCUUACAACGACGCCAUCUUUCCACGAGGCCAUUCUUUUAUCUUUUCAAAACUACUUUUAAAUUUCGGUAUGCACUGUGUCGAUGGAGAUUAAGGAUCGUGGAUAAACAGAUAGAUUUAUUAGAAAAUUCUUUUAAAAAAAAAUUACUUUCUUUAAAUUAAGGUCUAUUAAAACGCACGUCUGGCACAUAACAGGACUUUGACAUUUAAUCAUUAUAUAUAAUUAUUGCGUAUACAGGAUGUGGUAGGCGGGAUGGGCCCCUAGUGUUAAGAUAAUCUCAACUGGUCAAUGUGUUAAAUGCGGUAGGCCACUAGUGUUUAGAUAAUCUUAACUAGUCAAAGUGUGUAAAUGUGGUAGGCCCCUAGUGUUAAGAUAAUCUCAACUGGUCAAUGUGUUAAAUGCGGUAGGCCACUAGUGUUUAGAUAAUCUUAACUAGUCAAAUUGUGUAAAUGUUGUAGGCCCCUAGUGUUAAGAUAAUCUUAACUGGUCAAUGUGUUUAAAUGUGGUAGGCCCCUAGUGUUAAGAUAAUCUUAACUAGUCAAAGUGUGUAAAUGUGGUAGGCCCCUAGUGUUAAGAUAAUCUUAACUGGUCAAUGUGUGAUUUACACCAUCCGGGGAUCACAAUAGAUAAUCUUAACUAGUCAAAGUGUGUAAAUGUGGUAGGCCCCUAGUGUUAAGAUAAUCUUAACUGGUCAAUGUGUGUAAAUGUGGUAGGCCCCUAGUGUUAAGAUAAUCUUAACUGGUCAAUGUGUGUAAAUGUGGUAGGCCCCUAGUGUUAAGAUAAUCUUAACUAGUCAAAGUGUGUAAAUGUGGUAGGCCCCUAGUGUUAAGAUAAUCUUAACUGGUCAAUGUGUGUAAAUGUGGUAGGCCCCUAGUGUUAAGAUAAUCUUAACUGGUCAAUGUGUGUAAAUGUGGUAAACCCCUAGUGUUUAGAUAAUCUUAACUAGUCAAAGUGUGUAAAUGUGGUAGGCCCCUAGUGUUAAGAUAAUCUUAACUAGUCAAUGUGUUAAAUGUAGUAGGCCCCUAGUGUUAAGAUAAUCUUAACUAGUCAAUGUGUUAAAUGUUGUAGGCCCCUAGUGUUAAGAUAAUCUUAACUAGUCAAUGUGUUAAAUGUAGUAGGCCCCUAGUGUUAAGAUAAGCUCAACUGGUCAAUGUGUUAAGUGUUAGGUCACUCUGUAAAUGUAUUUUUGAAGAACGGCAUUUGGGAGUGCACCAUCGUGACCUACAUUUCUCUACAGUGUAGAUAGGGGCUGUCCAUAAAGUAUAUCACACAACUAUAAAAUAAUUUUACCACAUUCCUCCCGCUGUCAAAAUUCUCAAGCACCCCAGCCCCACUGUCACAACUGUCACAAUUCUCACCCCACCCCAGCCCCGCUUUCACAAUUCUCACCCAACCCCAGCCCCGCUGUCACAACUGUCACAAUUCUUACCCACCCCAGCCCCAAUGUCACAAUUCUUACACACCCUAGCCCCAAUGUCUCUAUUUCCAACCGCUCUUCCAAACCUCCAGCUCUGUCUAUUGGAGUUCCUCAAGGAUCGGUCCUUGGGCCGGUCCUUUUCAUCCUCUACACUAAACCUCUAUCAUCUCUCAUUAGCCACCACUCAGUUUCCAGUCAAUCCUUUGCUGAUGACACUCAAAUCAGUGACUCUUGCUUUCCUGAUCAACUUGAUGCCACAAUCCUUCGCAUACAGGAGUGCGUGGACGAUGUAAAGCGUUGGAUGACUUGCAACAAACUGAAGCUAAAUGAUGAUAAAACGGAAAUCCUUCUCAUCCACUCUCAAAACAAACCUCUCCCUCCAUUCGCUCCUUCUUCUAUAUCUAUUGGCAACUCUGACAUCACACUCUCUCCCUCUGCCAGAAACCUUGGAGUCACGCUUACGGACACCCUCUCCAUGGACAAACAUGUCACGAAUAUAUGCAGAUCAGCAUAUAACGAAAUUAGAAAAAUCAGCACCAUUAGACACCUCCUCUCCUUUGAUGCCACAAAAACUCUCGUCUCUUCACUCAUUCUUUCAAAAUUUGACUACUGUAACAUUCUUCUCUCAGGCAUUCCUCAACACCACAUAGAAAAACUUCAGAAGGCACAGAACUCAGCAUGCAGACUCAUUUUUAAAUUAAAGAAACAUGACCACAUUCAACCACACAUGCGGCAACUCCACUGGCUUCCAAUAUCCUCUCGCAUCAAAUACAAGUCUGCCAAUCUUUGCUUCAACUCGUUCACUGACCCUCACUUUCCUGUCUAUCUCUCUGAACUGUUGCGUCCUUACAUCCCCACAAGACAACUACGUUCUUCCAUUGACAGUAGAACCCUCUCAAUCCCAAGAACCAAAACUAAGACCAUCGGUGAACGCUCUUUCUACUUCCAUGGGCCCACGUUCUGGAACCAGCUACCUUUCCAUAUCCGUCAUUGUGAAACCUCGUCCAUUUUCAAAAAGUCCCUUAAAACUCAUCUGUUUAGGUCCGCCUAUGACCUGUGAAGCACCCUCCUUGCCCUACCUCAUUUUCUGUUUCGGGUUGAUCCUGAAGUAUAGGCCAUAACGUGUCAAAUUGUCCUCAUUUUAUAGCCAUUUUCAUUGUUUCUAUAGUAUAGUAGUUACUAUCCUAAUGUCUCAUUUUUAUUUUAGUCAGUUUACAUAUUUUUAAUAAUUGUAAAGCACUUAGAGCUUUAAGGUAAGCGCUAUAUAAAAAUGCCUAAAUAAUUAAAUGUCACAAUUCUCACCCAACCCCAGGCCCGCUGUCACAACUGUCACGAUUCUCACCCACCCCAGCCCCAUUUAAAGAACCUCACAAUUUCCUAAUUACAAGUUUUUAAUAAGAUUAAAAGCUAAGUAAAAUUUCACCUGAAACACAUUUCACUAGUACGCUAUUCAAUUUAUAAAAGUGAUAACUCAUCAGAAUACAUCCAUCACAACAGAAAGUUAAAUAUCCCUGUCAAUGCCAUGUUUUAUUUGCAUGAUUAAUGUCUUCACAAAAAGAUCUUUUACAUCAUCCCCCCUCAAACCCCGUAUCAUAAACUUCCACACUUUCUAUGUAGCCCCCCCCCACCCCAACCCUUUGAAGGACCAGGUACUUUUAGGACGGCCCCUUACGUAGUCAUUAGCCAGGCAUUGAGUUGGAUACAGAUCGAAGACGUUAUUGAAGAUCAGCUUUGGGGAUAACGCUACGAAGGGAGCUGUUCGUGAACGAAUGACUUUGAUGACGCGGCUCAGUUGGCGUUAGUGGCACUGUUGGGGUUAGUGCCACUCGCAAUGGGUCAAAUAAUUUUCCGCCCCAAUUCCACGAUGAACCCCUGCAGUUGUCGAAAAUCUCGCCAUUUAUUAUAAAGAAAAAAGCUGCCACCAGGGGCAAAUCACAUCCCACUCACCAACCCCCCUUUUCAUACGCCACUGACUUAGAGAUGUCCAAUGUCUUAACUGUGUUUUUGUGAUCUCUCCUUGUAGAUCUCAAGCCUUAAGAUGGAAUCCGGAAGUAACAGAAAAUAUGUGUACAUUGUUGUGUGCGCGAGCGCCCUGUUCACCUGUGGCGUGUCUCAGAUCAGCAUCAUAUCCGGCAACACCACCGAGAACAGGACAACAUUCGCUGGCCUGGCCUACGUCACACAAUUCGACAACACUAAUUACACGGUGGCCAAAUUCCUCGGGAUCGCCUAUGCUCGGCCACCCUUGGGAGAGAAGCGGUUCUCUAAACCGGAACCCGUCGACCACGGCAACAUGACGUACGACGCGACCCAGUUUAAAAGUAUCUGUUACCAGAGAGCUGCGCCCAACGACGGCUGCCAGAAGGGAAACACUAUGGCCGAAGACUGUCUUUACCUCAACAUUUACGUCCCUUUGCCCAGCAUAAAUCCAUUGACUGUGUCAUCGACUGAGUCAUCCGUUAGCAACGCUUCAUUACCGACGAUGUUACUUCCUGAAGUUCAAGAUAAAUUUCCCGUCUUCGUCUUCAUCCAUGGCGGUGCCUACGUCGAUGGCAACGGGAAUUGUUACAGCGGCUCCGUUUUGGCGGCGUUUGGUGAAAUCAUCGUCGUCACCAUCAACUACAGGCUCAACGUUUUCGGCUUUAUAUCCACCGAUGAUGAUAUCAUACCGGCUAACCUGGGGCUGUGGGACCAGCACGAGGCCAUCAAGUGGGUCAGUGAAAAUGUUCACAUUUUUGGCGGAGAUCCAACUCGGAUAACUGUGGGCGGACAUUCUUCGGGUGCGUAUAGUGCCGUAUUCCAGGGCUUGUUCCCGGGGAACGACAAUCUUUUCCACAGGGUCAUCUCCCAAAGCGGAACUCCUGCGUCCCCGAAGGGCAUCUUCCUCAAAAGCUACACAACCGCGAGGAAUCUGGCGACCUCUUUGGGCUGUAACAUCACGGGGGCGGCCAAUACAAGUUCUGAGAUCAAAUCGUGUCUGAUGAAACAAGACGCCACGCGCCUCGCCGAAGCGGUAGUGCCCCCUAUUGUCCCUUUCAGUCUGGGUAUUGCGCCCACCAUCGACGGAAAUUUCGUCGCCGUGGAUCCAUUCACGAUAUUGGAGAGGCCCUCUGAACGCGAUCCCGCAUUGAAGAUUCCAGAUGGGUUUAGGGGCAAAGAUCUUUUGAUAGGGUUCACUGCAGAAGAUGGUGAGGUCAUCUUGAGGCUGCGUGCCAGGGAAAAGGUCUUGGAGACCAACAACAUGUCCUUUAUUAGCGAGCUUCUCAGGUCGCCCCUUUCACGAGAAGCGUGGAUGCAGCUGAUAUUUGAAAUCCUAGCCGAGUCAAGUGAUGACCGUGUGGACGAUGUUUUAAUCGGCGCCGUCCUGGACAAGUACAUGGACUGGAGCGCCCCAGAUGACCUGGUCGUGUUGAGCAAUCGGGUCGUUAGGAUGCUGACAGAUGUUGUGUUCGCCAUACCGGCUGUGAAUACCGCACUGAGCCAUGUGCUGAGUUCACACAACAUCACGUUAUCUAUGCCCGGAGAUGGUAAUAGUACAGGUAUCAACAGCAUAGCCACCAACAGCACAGCCGCCAACACCACAGCCGCCAACAGUGAUGCCACUAGCGGCACAGGCGGAACAACGUUCCUGUACAGGUUCACCCUGCCCAUCACCAAUGAACAGUACACACGGAAGUACAUCUCCUGGUUGUCGGGCACCGAGCACUCAGACGAGAUCCCAUUCGUUUUCGGGCAGAUAGUCAGUAACGGCUCAGUCAGAAUCGCCAAAACCGUUAUGAAAUAUUGGUCCAACUUUGUGAAAACAGGGUAG